AUGACUGUCUUCCCGUCAGCUCGCGCCUCCCAUUCCCUGUGCUGCCGAACCUGCAUGCCCAGGCCCGAAGUACCUUCCAGAGAAUGGGUGCGGGAGGCGCGAAGCGAUGAGUUCCGGCGUGUGGCUGGGCUCUGUGCCGAUGCCUUUGUGGAGGUACCAACAUCGCGGGCAUCCGCCACUUCCACAUCUUCCACUACGCGGUCGCUCAGGCGCGCUCAGCGAGCGGUUCUGGCAGCGGUCAUGGAGGUGUCGCUGGUGCAGCGGGCCAUUGUUGCGGCAUUCUUCCAGGGCCGGGCGGAGCGUUUGCGGGAGAAGCCGCCGAUGACCCAGAAAGUUCUGGUCGUCGAAUCACCCGAGGGCGAGGCGCUGGUGGCCGCGUGUGAGCUGCGGCUGAGGGAGACCUCGGUGGCCUACCUGAGCUCUGUGGUGGUGGCCCCGCGCUGGCGGCGGCAAGGCCACGCGCGGCGGCUUCUCAGGUCUGCGGAGAAGGCUGCUCGCCGCUGGGGCUGCGAGGCCAUCAUCUUGGAUGCUCGCCAGGACAACGUGCCUGCGGCGCAGCUGUAUGAGUCUGCGGGCUUCCGUCCGGUGGGCUGGACCCCAGUUGCAGAGCUCGAGCUCGAGUGUCUGCUUGAUGGCAAAGGCAGCAGGCGCUGGUCCCGCUCGCUGCGCUCGAGCGCCGAUGCCGAGGCUGACGAGGAGCCAUCCAAUGUCGAGCUCGCUGUGGAGCUCACGCGACGGGUUCUCUAUCAGGUGAUCCUCGGCCUGUUCCUGGCCUUUUGCACCGGCGCCUUGUCAAGGUCCGGGCAGCUAUGCGCUGAGUUGUGA
Symbiodinium natans is the source of this 825-nucleotide messenger RNA. The record is from the annotation of a GenBank genome assembly. NCBI's taxonomy places the organism in Eukaryota, Dinophyceae, Suessiales, Symbiodiniaceae.